GCUUGUCUCCUCUCCUGGUCUUGCCCUUAUCGCUCGGCGGUGUUAGAGGUGAAACGGUCUCUCGUCUCGCGCACUCCUCGCGGCGAAUGUGAGAUGCCCGCUCGGACUCUUCCUCCCCCGUUCCACAUGCUGCCUAUUACCCUCGGGAGAUGGAACUCCACUUCCAGCCACCACCGAGACUCCGCCAUGGGUUUGGGAUUGGGCGGACCCCCGCCGUCGAGCCCUUCCACCGCUGAUCCGGCCGCCGCCGCCUCCUCCGUCGCCAGUCGCCGGACCAUCCCGUCCCUCCUCUUCUUCUGCCGCCACCGCCGCGGCGGUCUCGCACCCUCCAUCUUCACCUGCCUCGCCCUCGCCUCCACCGUCCUCGUCAUCCUCUUCUUCCUCCAGAGGGCGGUGGACGAUGUGGUCGCUCGGACGAGGACGGUCGCCGGCCACAACCUGGAGCCCACCCCCUGGCACCCGUUUCCCCACAGCAAGGUGCGCCCGGACGCCUCCACCGUCCUCCGCUGCUCCUAUCUCUCCUGCCCCCGCCUCCGGAUCACCCUCCCCUCUCACGCCUCUUUCGAUGAAGAUGGAGAUGCCGGCGAUUCUCCGCAGCAGCAGUCGUGCCCUGCGUUCUUUAGUUCGAUCCACCGAGACCUGGAGCCAUGGAGGCGGUCCGGCAUCUCCCCCGCCAUGGUGGUGGAGGCUGGGAAGCACGCCGCCAUGCGGGUGGUCAUCCUCGACGGCCGCCGCCUCUACGUCGACCUGUACUACGCGUGCGUGCAGAGCCGGGCCAUGUUCACGAUCUGGGGCCUGCUGCAGUUGCUGAGGAGAUACCCCGGCAUGGUCCCGGAUGUGGACUUGAUGUUCGAUUGCAUGGAUCGACCGGCCAUCAGCCGAUCCGAUUACCAGGAUGGCAGACCUCCUCCGCCGCUCUUCCGCUAUUGCACCACCAAAGAUCAUUUCGACAUCCCCUUCCCUGACUGGUCCUUCUGGGGCUGGCCUGAGGUAAAUGUUCGACCCUGGGAUGAGGAGUUCAGAAGCAUCAAGCUGGGUUCUCAAGCUAUCAACUGGAAGAGGAAGGAUAAAACUGCAUAUUGGAAGGGAAACCCAUAUGUUCAGUCACCCAUAAGGAUGGCAUUAUUAAAUUGUAAUGACACUAAGAAGUGGGGAGCUCGAAUUAUGCGUCAAGACUGGGUAGAAGAAUCAACUUCUGGUUUUCAGAACUCUAACCUUUCGAACCAGUGCAACCAUCGUUAUAAGAUCUAUGCCGAAGGUUUUGCAUGGUCUGUGAGCUUAAAAUACAUCAUAGCAUGUGGAUCCCUUGCAUUAAUUAUACAUCCACAGUAUGAAGAUUUCUUCAGUCGUGGUUUGAUUCCGAAAAAGAACUACUGGCCUAUUGAUCCUACUAACUUAUGUCAGUCUAUAAAGUCGGUGGUUAACUGGGGAAAUAAUCAUCAGUCCCAGGCAGAGUCUGUAGGGAAAAGGGGGCAGGCAUUCAUGGAGGAUUUGAACAUGGAUCGGGUGUAUGACUAUAUGUAUCACCUCAUUGUGGAGUACUCGAAAUUGCAGGACUUCAAGCCAGUCCCCCCAUCUUCUGCUCAAGAAGUGUGUGUGGAAUCUAUUCUUUGUGUUGCGGACAAUCAACAUAGCCAGUUCCUUGAAAGAUCAUAUGCAUCCCCUUCAUCCUUUUCCCCGUGCACCCUUCCUCCACCUCAUAACGAUGUUGGCAAGAGUUAGAUGGAAAACCAGGAGAACUGGAGUGGUGGUAUUCAGGAGAUGGAGACGGAUUAGGCUGAAAAGGUUGCUUAAGGGACUUCAAAUCCUUGUUGGCUUUAAACUCAGGAUCACACUUGAGCUGCAUCGGUCCCCAGACUAGCAUAACCGGGAAUACUGCAAGUCUGCAAAGCUGAAUAGAGGUGUCGACUGUCUUGUCCUUGCUCGAGCAAUUUAAUGACCAACAUCUUGCAGACAUCUUAGCAAACGAAAGUGCUCAUCUGCUGAUCAACUAGUCUUCAGGAAAAAAGGGCAAAAAAAAA
Elaeis guineensis (African oil palm) is the source of this 2021-nucleotide messenger RNA. RefSeq lists its product as uncharacterized. The record is from RefSeq and is a predicted model, not a curated record. NCBI's taxonomy places the organism in Eukaryota, Viridiplantae, Streptophyta, Magnoliopsida, Arecales, Arecaceae.